Messenger RNA from Siniperca chuatsi (mandarin fish), 2843 nucleotides. It is a transcript of the gene fermt3b, whose product is annotated as FERM domain containing kindlin 3b. Gene Ontology annotation, molecular function: integrin binding. The record is from RefSeq and is a predicted model, not a curated record. Gene Ontology annotation, biological process: platelet aggregation; integrin activation; cell-matrix adhesion. The coding region runs from base 235 to 2172 and encodes 645 amino acids. The transcript has 15 exons. Gene Ontology annotation, cellular component: cell-substrate junction. NCBI's taxonomy places the organism in Eukaryota, Metazoa, Chordata, Actinopteri, Centrarchiformes, Sinipercidae.
CUGACAAAAAAAGGAACAAGCCUUUCUUGACAGAACUGACACAAGCAGCACAGACACAGCUACACAGACCACAACCUGCCCAGCCCAAGAGAGGUACGUUCUCACAGAAAGCCUGUGAAACUUCUUCAGAGAUCUGACGGAGGCUCAGGAGUGCCCCAAUUUCCAUUUCUCAAAACCUCGGACGGAGGAAACUAACGACCUGUCUCCUGCAUUUCUCUCUCUCUUUCUCCCAGUAUGGCGGCGUGGGACCUGUCAGUCACAGUGGAGGACCUGGGUCCUGAUGCGCCACCUGUCACCCUCAGCGUGGCAUCUGACCUACACGUCGGAGGGGUCAUCCUAAAGCUGGUGGAGAAGACACAGAUCAAGCGUGAUUGGUCGGACCAUGCGCUGUGGUGGGAGCAGAAGCAGCGGUGGCUGCUGCGGACAGCCUGGACUCUGGAGAAAUAUGGCAUCCACGCGGACGCCCGGCUGUUCUUCAUGCCCCAACACAAGCCCCUGAAGCUGGGUCUGCCCAGCGGCAUUACCCUGAGGCUCCGGGCCUGCUUCUCCAACCCCGUCUUCCAGACCGUGAUGGGCAUCUGCAGAAUGCUCAAUAUCCGUCACCCCGAGGAGCUGUCGCUCCUUCGGCCCGUAGAGGAGAAAAAGAAGAAGAAAGAUAAAGACUCGGCUCAGGAGAUCUACGACCUGACUGAGGUGCCCCUCUCCUCGGCAUCCCAGCCCUCUUUGUAUAACGGCAUGCCGGCUCACUUUGCUGACUCACCUCAGAUGGAGGCCAUCUACAAGAUGCUGUCAGUCACCCAGCCUCCCCCCGCCCCCGAGGUCAUAUCCAAGCAGUACCGUCCAGCCAGCGUGGUGGACAAGGCCCACAUCCAUGGCAGGUGGUUGGACUCAUCCCGUUGUCUUAUGCAGCAGGGGAUCCAAGAAAAUGACAGAGUCUGGCUUCGCUUCAAAUACUUUGCCUUCUAUGACAUAGAACCCAAGUACGAUGCUGUGCGUCUGAGCCAGCUGUAUGAGCAGGCGCGCUGGGCCAUCCUGCUGGAGGACAUCGACUGCACCGAGGAGGAGAUGAUGCUGUUUGGAGCGCUACAGUACCACAUCAGUAAGGUGUCUCAAUCGGAGCCCCAGAUGUUGAGCUCCAAUGCAGCCAUGGACGACCUGGACUCCGCCCUGCAGUCCCUGGAGGUCAAGAUGGAGGGAGAGAGCAGCUCCGCAUCUGAAAUGCUGGAAAACAUGACUGCACCAGAACUCAACGACUAUCUGAAGAUAUUCAGGCCAAAGAGGCUGACUCUGAAGGGAUAUAAGCAGUAUUGGUUCAAGUUCCAGGAUACCUCCAUCUCUUAUUUCAAGAGCAAAGAGGAGAGCAUUGGCGAGCCCAUUCAACAGAUUAACCUCAAAGGAUGUGAGGUGGCUCCGGACGUUAACGUGGCAGCACAGAAGUUCCUUAUCAGACUGCUGAUACCAGCGCCUGAAGGCAUGAAUGAGGUCUAUCUGCGCUGUGAAAACGAGCAGCAGUACGCUCAGUGGAUGGCUGCAUGUCGACUAGGCUCUAAAGGCAAGAGUCUGGCCGACAGCAGUUUCCAGAGCGAGAUCCAGAGCAUCCGCUCCUUCCUGGCUAUGCAAAAGACCGGCUCCGGUUCCCAUGGCAACGCACCUGCCAGUGAUGAAAGCAUCAAUACUCACAGUCUGGUAUCGCCACGCUACCAUAAGAAGUACAAAGCCAAACAGCUGACCCCUCGUAUCCUGGAUGCAUACCAGAACGUGGCUCAGCUCUCACUGAUGGACGCAGUGAUGCGCUUCCUGCAGAUCUGGCAAGCCCUGCCUGACUUUGGGCUCUCAUAUGUCGUUGUCAGGUUUAAGGGCAGUCGGAAAGAUGAGGUACUGGGCAUUGCUCCCAACCGUCUGAUCCGCAUUGACCUGGGUGUGGGUGAUGUGGUGAAAACGUGGCGCUACAACAACAUGAAGCAGUGGAAUGUCAACUGGGACAUACGACAGGUGGCCAUAGAAUUUGAAGGCAACGUCAACAUUGCUUUUAGCUGCAUAACCGCCGACUGCAAAAUCGUUCACGAGUUUAUUGGAGGUUACAUUUUCAUGUCGACACGCAGUCGCGAGAAGAGCGACACGCUCAAUGAGGAGCUUUUCCACAAGCUGACUGGUGGCCAUGAAGCUCUCUAAGACUAAAACAUAUAACCCUUCACCACCUACAUCAGAUCUCCUGUGUGUCUCAACAGUGGAAAACCAUGUGGAAUAGGAUUUCACGCUCCAUUCAGGCAACCACAAAAACAUCAGAACAGUACAACAAAUGGUCAAAAUAAGAUAUUCUGCGUUACAACCCACCAAGUCAGUCCAUCCAAGUGUUUAUAUAACCACACACACACACACACACACACACACACACACUGUGCUGGAUCAGUGGAUGGACGACUUAACGUGUUCAGACAGUUCAAGACUCCAGCGGUCCUCAUGCUGACUUCUCCUUUACUUCAGGAUGGACUGCUGCUGGGCCAAACUGCUGGACAUCUGGUCCAGGAUCAGCAAAGUUGACAGUCAAACUCAUGAAAAUGUAAAAUCAACAGUUGGAUCAGCUGGCAGCAACUUUUCUUUUUUUGCCCCGCAGUAUCCAGACUUCCUGUCGCUCAGGAUAGAAAGCCUUGCUUUGUCCAGAGCUGCAGUUUUAUUGUCACUUAGACUUUAGUUAAAAAUUGAUGGCGCAUUACAGCAGCCACAUUAUUACAGCUAAGAAUCAACAAUCAUGAGUAGGAAAAUACAAGCUAAUGAAUGUUUUCCAUAAUAAACUUAUGAAUAAACAAACAUUUAUUAAAAUAAAUACAGCAAUUCACUUUUCA